This is a messenger RNA of Malania oleifera, 2016 nucleotides long. RefSeq names its product nuclear transcription factor Y subunit C-2. NCBI's taxonomy places the organism in Eukaryota, Viridiplantae, Streptophyta, Magnoliopsida, Santalales, Ximeniaceae. The record is from RefSeq and is a predicted model, not a curated record. Gene Ontology annotation, biological process: regulation of DNA-templated transcription. The transcript is spliced from 2 exons. Gene Ontology annotation, molecular function: DNA binding; protein heterodimerization activity; DNA-binding transcription activator activity, RNA polymerase II-specific. Bases 861 to 1658 code for a protein of 265 amino acids. Gene Ontology annotation, cellular component: nucleus.
AUGAAGCGGGUGGAAAUUUAAGGUGACCAUCAAUGGACCGACCAUAAGGCUGUUUCUACCUGUUGCUGGCAACAUGAUACAACACAACUCUCUCUCUCGCAAGUAUCAGUCGAUGAGAUUGAGGGCCCCUUCUGCUUUUGAGCUUUUUCCAUGAGUGGGCGGUGCUGUGCUGUUCAUCUCCGCCGCCCUACCCGUAUGCAUUCCCCGUAGAUAGAAAGCAAGCUUCGUCGGAGCCCUAGCGGACUCGCGUUCCCCGUCGAACCUCUCUGCCCCGGUCUCCCGCUGCUCCCGGCCUUCUACGCCUUGUUCGCUGGACAUCUCAGGCUUCGUCGGAGCCCUAGCGGACUCGCGACCCCCGUCGAACUUCUUUCCCAGUCUCCCGCUGUUCCCAGCCUUCUUCGCCCUUCUCGCCGGACAUCUUAGGCUUCGUCGGAGCCCUAGCCGACUCGCGACCCCUGUCGAACCCCUCUCCCAGUCUCCCGCUGCUCCCAGCCUUCUUCGCCCUGUUCGCGGCCAUCUCAGGCUUGCUCGACGACGAUCUUGGCUAGGCUCCAAGCCUCUUCUAUGUAGAAGAGUUCAAUCAAAGCUCUUCUUUGAGUUGUCUCGAAGGGUCGAAAUAUUUGGGUCUUUGCUCAACAAUAUGAUCGACCAGGAUAGCUUGUGGAGCUGUCAGUUUGGGAUAAUUUUUUUGUUUUAAUAGGCUGAAGCAUUGUUCUGUUGCACCUUCAUUCGGGAUGGUGGUUUGUUGAUUUUCUGCAUUAUAUAUAUUUUACAUGAGGUCACUUUGAACUUAAACUCUUUCUUUCGGUGCUGUGCUGAGCAAAAUAGCUGCAGCAGAGGUAAAGAUUUUUUGAUUGGCCAUGGAUCAAUCAGAACAGCAGCAGCAGCCCCCGCAACCGCAGCAGCAGCAGCAGCAGCCUGUGGUUGGAAUUGUUGCAGGGUCAAGUCAAAUGGCCUACUCUACUUCUCCAUACCAAACUGCUCCCAUGGUGGCUACUGGAACUCCUGCUGCAACCAUCCCUUCCCCAGCACAGCAUCCCACCACUUACCCAUCUCAGCAUCAACUUGCCUACCAAGCUCAACACUUCCUCCAUCAACAGCAGCAGCAACAGCUUCAGAUGUUCUGGGCUAACCAACUGCAAGAAAUUGAGCAAACAACUGACUUCAAGAAUCAUAGUCUCCCGCUUGCUCGGAUCAAGAAAAUAAUGAAAGCUGAUGAGGACGUCAGAAUGAUUUCAGCAGAGGCUCCAGUCGUAUUUGCAAAAGCAUGUGAGAUGUUCAUCUUGGAGCUGACUUUGCGCUCUUGGAUACACACAGAAGAGAAUAAGAGACGAACGCUUCAGAAGAAUGAUAUUGCAGCUGCCAUUUCAAGGACAGAUGUCUUUGAUUUUUUGGUGGAUAUUAUUCCUAGAGAUGAGUUAAAAGAGGAAGGACUUGGGGUCACCAAGGCAACUAUUCCAGUGAGUGACAAUAUUCCAUACUACUAUGUCCCUCCCCAGCAUCCUGUGGGGCCAACAGGGAUGAUGAUGGGAAAACCAGUUGAUCAAGCAGCACUCUAUGCUGCCCAGCAGCCCCAGCCACCUGUGGCUUUCAUGCCACCUUGGCCUCAUUCUCAGCCUCAGCAACAACAAACUCAACAGCCGCAAACUGACCAAUGAUGGCAGGAUCCUGGUAAGGGAAUGGCUGUGAUCAAACUUGUUCCAUUCAGAUGCAUGCUCAGGAUGAAAUUCAGCUGUGCCUUUCAUCAUUAGUGAGUUGUAGUUUUAGUGCUAGUGGAUAAGCAUGAUGGUAGAACUUGUAGCUAUGGAUGAUGCCAAGUCAAUCGUAAGACAGUUGUAUCUUGUAUGGGUUUCCUCUUAUUUUGGAAGUACAUGUUACUCUUGUGAAUGGGGGAAGAGGAUGGGUUGUGUUAUUGAAUUGAUCUGUCUAAGCAAGAAUCAAGUUCUUGGUUUGUAUUGGUGAUAAGACGCUGCAAUGCUGUAUUAGAAAAUGGCCAUGGGUUUUUUGCACCGGUUA